AGCUACAGAGUUUACGUAGCUUUCUUUUUUCCCCCUCUUCUCCUCCGUGGUUUGGAGACGAAGCUGUCACAGAAAUGGGACUAGCCCCGCUGGAAUUCAGUGAGUGCUAUCUGGACAGCCCCAGCUUCAGGGAGAAAAUCAAGGCACAAGAAGCUGAGCUGGACAAAACCAACAGGUUCAUCAAAGAGCUCUACAAAGAUGGGAAAAACCUCAUCAAUGCGACUAAACAGCUCGGGAUGGCUCAGCGAAAGUUUGCCCAGUGCCUGGGAGAGUUUCAGUUUGAGUACAUCGGCGAUGCAAAAACUGACGAUGAGAAAUGCAUUGAUGAGUCUUUGCAAGAGUUUUCCAUGUUCUUGAAAAAUCUAGAGGACCAAAGAGAGCUGAUGAUGCGAAAUAUCACAGAAACUUUAAUGAAACCCCUCGAGAAGUUCAGGAAGGAGCAGCUUGGUAACGUGAGGGCGGAAAGAAAAAGGUAUGAAAAAGAAACAGAAAAGUACUACAGCUCCCUGGAGAAGCUUUUAAAUUUGUCGGCAAAGAAGAAGGAGCCUCAGCUGCAAGAGGCAGACAGCCAGGUGGAAGUCAUCAGGCAGCACUUUCAGGAGGAAUCACUUGAAUAUGUGUGCAAGCUGCAGGAGAUCCAGGAGAGGAAGAAGUUUGAUUGUGUGGAACCUAUGCUGGCUUUCUUUCAGACUGUAUUCACCUUUUAUCACCAGGGAUAUGAACUUGCCAAGGACUUUGACCAUUAUAAAACGGAGCUGCAGAUCAAUAUUCAGAAUGUAAGAAAAAAAAAAACAGGUCAAAAUUUGUCUCUCAAAAUUCUGUUGUAACUUGUGAAAACCAACAAAUAUUAUGAAAGAUACCUUUCACAUUUAAUUUUCCUGUGUUGUAUAAUUUGUUCAGGACCACCCCCCUUUGGUUCAAGCUGGGUCAAACGCUACUGCACUUUUAUCAAAGAGCAGAAGAUUCUGCACAUGGUGACUUUUGACCACAGAUCAGGUGGAAAGAUUGGUGAGACGGAGUCCGUCACACUCAAAUCCUGCGUUCGCAAAACAACAGACAUAUUGGACAGGAGAUUCUGCCUUGAGCUGGACAUAACAGACAGGCCUGGGACGGUGCUCACUGUGCAGGCGCUGUCAGAGGAUGACCACAAGCUUUGGAUGCACGCCAUGGGAGGGAAGGAACCUAUUGGUUGCCAUCUUGGAAGAACUCUCUCUAAGGAAAGAGGAAUCGAUGCCCAGUUGGAUGACAUGGGUUUAAGUUUUGUGAAGAACUCCAUCACUGCAAUAGAAACGAGAGGUAUUAAUGACCAAGGUCUGUACAGAGUUGGGGGUGUAAGCUCCAAAGUCCAGAAACUACUUUCAUUAAUGAUUGAUGAGAAGAGUAACGAAGUGGACCUAUCAGCCAGUGAAGACUGGGAUGUCAAGACAAUAACAAGUGCACUAAAGCUCUAUCUGAGGAGCCUACCUGAGCCGUUGAUGACCUAUGGACUUUAUAAGGACUUCAUCAGCCCAGCAAAGGGCGGCAGUCCCGAGUCUCGCAUCCAAGCCAUCCACCACUUGGUCCACAAACUCCCGGAGAGGAACCGACAAGUCCUCGGGCUGCUCAUGAAGCAUUUGGCCAACGUUGGAGCUCACAGCAAACAGAAUCUGAUGACAGUCGCCAACCUGGGCGUGGUGUUUGGUCCCACGCUAAUGAGGCCGCAGGAGGAGACCGUCGCUGCCAUCAUGGAUCUCAAGUUCCAAAACAUUGUUGUGGAAAUCCUCAUUGAACACCAUAAAAAGAUCUUCACAGAUUCUCCAGAAUUAAGCCCUCUGUCACCUGCUGGCCCAGUGUUAUCUGCUCCCACAAGGCAGUCCAAGAAAGUGAGUCGACAGAAUCGGCCUUUAGCCGUCUACAAUCCACAAGUCCUUGACAUUCAGAAUGCAGCGGGAGACGGUUCCGUGCUGACAGCAGAUGAAACCUCGAUGGGCAGCAACGAGUCCGUGUCGUCCCAGUCGUCGUCGGCCUCCACCUCAGAGCUGGAGAAAGCAGACCACCCAACGUUCACCACCAGCUUCAGCUCAGGCAGCAACUCUCGAUGUCCUCAAGCAUCCUUUUCUGCAUCUGGAGCUACUGGGGACAGUCUAACUGCUGCAACAACAGCUGGUACUGACAAAGAAAAGCAGGAGCAGAGUGUCACCAACAGGAAAGCCAAGGCAGUGUACCCAUGUGAGGCCGAGCACGAGACGGAGCUCUCCUUCCAGGUCGGAGCAAUAUUCAGCCAUGUGACCCCGUCGAGAGAGCCCGGCUGGCUGGAGGGGGAGCUGGAAGGAAAGAGAGGCCUCAUCCCUGAAAACUACGUGGAGAUGCUGUAAAAAAGAUGACGAAGAUAUUUAUAUAACGUUUUAUCACACCAAGGAUUCACAGCAAAGCUUCUCUCCAAGUAAUAAUAUCAGACAUUUUUACAGGUAAAUCAUCCCAGACUCCACUACACAAACUUUGACGGCCACGUAGACAUGACGACACAUUUUAGAGCUUGUUUUAGUUAAUUAAAUAGUCAGGUGUUCAAAUUGAGACAUUGCAUUUGUGCAGCAGGGUUUGCCUCGCGGUGUUCUGCUGUACAUUACAUGCUGUAAUUGUAGUAUCCAAGGAAUUUAGCAGCAGCACCAGAGAAAAGGUGUCUGCCUGAGCUCACUCUCCUCUGCUCUGUUAUACAUGGUAUCCAUGAGCUCAAAGUCAAAGGGAGAUCCUCGGAAACUCCAGCACUCAACCUGCUUUAAUCUUUUACCCCUUCCACCAUUAAUUGUAGACUUUUAUUUUUUACUAGAUUAGAAAUACCCGUGUGCCUUAAUCACAGAAACACAGAGUGGUGUUUGUCUGUUUACGGGUAUGUCUGAAACCAGUUGGAGUGAGGCUGCUCUCACCCAUAAAAUGUUUUAUUUGCACCCUUUGUUAUGAAAACAAGGCACGUCGCCGCUAUAAUUUAAUUAAAUUGGCACAUUUAUUGCAUGAGAUUUGUAUUUCGAACACACUUUGUUCUCCGUUUGUUGUUGAUGCACUUAGAAAACCAGUGAAUUUGCCUGAUGAUUUUUCAUGUUGAACACUAGCAGUUAUCAGGGUCAUCAGAGACUGAAAGCCAAGUAUCUUUCCUUUCUCAACGUUGCUCCAGUUCUGAGCAGAAAAAACAUGAUACACUCCAACAAAGCUGAAUUUUAAGUACCUCAGAAUGUUUUACGUUUUAAACUUGUGCUGUGUUUGUGUUGGAGAUAUAAAAAUGGUUACAACCAAGUGCAUUUCAUUCUGUUGUGUGGUUGACUGGUUUUAUCUUUUGCUUAGGCUGGUUUCAGUCUGCAUAUAUGUAACAUUGCAUUUUAUCUCCCCAGUUCUUGUGCUAAACACUGUAAUUUCUCUGUGAGCUUUGGUUUAGCAUGCUGUUUUCAGCUGUGGUUGCAGUAAUUUAAGAUGAUUCUUGGCAUUAUUGAAGGCCUUUCACUUGUUUUUUCUACUUUGCUGCAUCUUGUUGAUCAAUGUUGAAAAAUAAAGAUUUUUUUUUUUUUU
Molecule: messenger RNA, 3537 nt
Organism: Gambusia affinis (western mosquitofish)
Lineage: Eukaryota; Metazoa; Chordata; Actinopteri; Cyprinodontiformes; Poeciliidae
Gene: arhgap10
Product: Rho GTPase activating protein 10
Exons: 22
Biological process (GO): signal transduction
Cellular component (GO): cytoplasm
Molecular function (GO): protein binding; GTPase activator activity
Source: RefSeq, a predicted model, not a curated record